This is a messenger RNA of Labeo rohita (rohu), 1975 nucleotides long. It is a transcript of the gene naa50, whose product is annotated as N-alpha-acetyltransferase 50, NatE catalytic subunit. NCBI's taxonomy places the organism in Eukaryota, Metazoa, Chordata, Actinopteri, Cypriniformes, Cyprinidae. Gene Ontology annotation, molecular function: acyltransferase activity, transferring groups other than amino-acyl groups. Gene Ontology annotation, biological process: mitotic sister chromatid cohesion. Bases 157 to 666 code for a protein of 169 amino acids. Gene Ontology annotation, cellular component: NatA complex. The record is from RefSeq and is a predicted model, not a curated record. The transcript has 5 exons.
CCACAGCACAGAGGCAAAUGCGGACUGCUUAGCUAGUGUGCUAGCAACAUACAUGUGGAGGGGAUCACAUCCCAAACUCUGCCCAAAUUCCCCUUUAGACUGCCAAAUACCGCCAACCGCCCCUGUAUCCCUUACAACAAACGUGUUUUCUUCAACAUGAAAGGUAGCCGGAUCGAGUUGGGGGACGUUACACCCCACAACAUUAAACAGUUGAAGCGUCUGAACCAAGUGAUCUUCCCUGUCAGCUACAAUGACAAGUUCUACAAAGAUGUUCUUGAAGUAGGAGAGCUCGCCAAGCUAGCGUAUUUCAACGACAUCGCCGUCGGUGCCGUGUGCUGUAGAGUGGAUCACUCUCAGAACCAGAAGCGACUCUACAUCAUGACCCUGGGUUGCCUAGCACCUUACCGCAGACUUGGCAUAGGAACAAAAAUGCUGAACCAUGUGUUGAACAUUUGUGAGAAGGAUGGCACUUUUGACAACAUUUACCUUCACGUGCAGAUCAGCAAUGAGUCUGCAAUUGACUUCUACCAGAAAUUUGGCUUUGAGAUCAUCGAGACAAAAAAGAACUAUUACAAGAGGAUAGAGCCAGCAGAUGCCCACGUUCUUCAGAAAAGCCUGCGCAGCCCAUGUGCGCCCCCAGCAGGAGAGCUGCAGAAAGCCGACUAGGGGUCGAAGCGCGACACCAGAUUGGUCUCUUCCCCCCAAAUGGAACUGUAACAGAUGCCCCAGGGUUGACACACUCACCACUUUCUUCAGAGGACAUUUUAGACAGAAAAAGUCAAUGACGUAUUUGCUGCAUUUAUUGUGCAAAAACUUUAGUCCCCCCUCAAUUGUUUAAUUUUUUUUUUUUUUUUUUUUUGCGUUUCAUCAUUUAGAGAGUUGAAAUUACACGGAGGUUUUCAAGCAGAAUCCAUAAGUGCUCCAAAAAGCUGCUGACUUCUUAUUGAUCUGACAUGGUGAAGGUUAUGUUUUUCAAAGCAUACUGUUUGCAUUUGUUUUCGAUUUGUUUAAGGUAAGGGGACAUAGCUUUGCUCGGACAAAACAAUAGAACUAAAGAGGUAAAGUCUUUUCAAAUGUGACUCGAUGCGCCCCAGCUGGCAACCUCGGAGGGGCACGUGGGAUCCGCAGACGUCCAUCACCCUGCCACCUGAGCCCUCGGACACACGGCAAGGGAAUCUACUGGUGGCUGAGACUUCCUGCUUCACCAUACAGGCAAUAUGCAAUGUUGGAACGUUGCAUGUGAUGCAACGUCUCCUUGUGAUGUCAGCCGCCUCAGUCUGAGUUGAGGCUAAACCAGUGAGGAAAUGGAGCGUAGAGCCCCCUCGAACAAGAGAGUGGUACAACCGUUUUAGUAAGGGGGAGGUUAAGGGGAGUAAACUCCACUUGUUUGUGAAUGUUUUGUUUUUCAGCCCAUUAUUUAAUAUCCCCAUCUUUUUCUUUUCUUUUUUUUAAUUUGUGGAUUGAGUCCGGGCUUUUCCUAGGGUUUGCAGUGAUGCUGCUGGUGAGACGUUAAGGCUUCAUAUAACAGGAAUGGCUUUCACAGGCCUUGACGGUUGCAUUGUUUACAGUGAAUGUGGUUCUAUAAUCAUUUUUAGUCCACCAGGACAGUGUUUUUGAUGUGAACGUUUCAUUUUCCUCCCUCACCUGAGUGUUUCUACAUUUGAAUCCUAGCUUCUCACUUGUUACUGCAGCAGAAAUAAAUUCUCCCACAGUGCAACAGUUACAUUUCAGUGAUGUUCACUGACCACCACCUAUUUCCCAUACACAAUGUGGGAGUGUUACAGGUUACUUUAUAGGACUUAAAGAACCAAAUCCCAGGAAAAGCCCCGACUCAGUGCAUGCAAGGGAGACAUGCCCUCUCCAUUGUAGUAAAAGCAUGUUUUUGUUCCUCCUUUCUUUGGAAAAUUUUAUCUUUUUCUGGAGCUCUAUAUUGUAUGACUUUUAAACCUCUAAAUAAAAAUUACUAUUUGCAUUA